AUGGGUGUCAUAGAUGAGCUAAAAUCUGACGACUGGAAUUCCCUGGUUCCUAUGACGGAGCUUAAGCCAGGAAGCACUGCUUCCAGCCACAACUACUUCCUGGUCAACUCCCAGCAGAGGUGGACUCACGUGAGACUCAACAUCUUCCCAGAUGGGGGGAUUGCACGCCUUAGAGUAUAUGGUACUGGACAGAAGGACUGGACUGCAACCGAUCCCAAAGAUCCGGUAGACCUGGUGGCCAUUGCCUUUGAGGGUGUCUGUGUAGGAUUCAGCAAUGCACAUUUUGGGCACCCAAACAAUAUGAUAGGAGUUGGUGGGCCCAAGUCCAUGGCAGAUGGCUGGGAGACUGCGAGACGGCUGGACAGGCCCCCGGUGUUAGAAAAUGACAAGAAUGGCCUUCUCCAGGUUCAGGGUUGUGAGUGGGCAGUUUUCCGGCUGGCACAUCCUGGAGUGAUAACUCAAAUUGAAAUCGACACCAAGUAUUUUAAAGGCAAUUCUCCCGACAGCUGCAAAGUGGACGGGUGCAUCCUGACCACCCAGGAAGAAGAAGACAUGGUCAAGAAAAAGUGGAUUCUUCCAGCCCAUAAAUGGAAGCCCCUUCUCCCCAUCACCAAGUUGUCCCCCAACCAAAACCACCUGUUCGACAGCCUGACCCUGGAGCUCCAAGACGUCAUCACUCACGCUAGGUUCACCAUCUUCCCGGAUGGAGGCGUGAGCCGCCUUCGACUCAAGGGCUUCCCCAGCUCCAUCUGCCUGCUGUGGCCGGGGGAUCCCAGGAUGAGGUUCUCAGUUAAAACGGGUUUUAAGGCAAACCUUUAACCAUGUGCAAAACACUCAUUUCUACACAGCAAUAACUGCCCACCUGAGGUCUUUCCGAGGUUGUCAACACUUGGUGGCUGAAUAAAGAGGUCACCGCACCAAGUAGCCUCUGUGUUUCCUGUUGCCAUGAACCGUUUGGUAGCUUAAUUAUUGAUGUGGCUGUGAAUAUAGGUGGCCUCUUGAGGAAUUGCUUUUUUUUUUUAAACCCCACAAGAUAUUGACAUUUAUAACAUGACUGUGUACCUUCUGGGUGUAUAUCCAGCAGUGGAUGUGUAGCCUACUGUCUUAGAGAAUUUAAACCCACCAUGACCACUGGGAACAAGUAUUUCUGGAAUUACUCAUGGUUGCAGCUCAAAGGACUGACCACUCUUCACCAGAACACGGAGGGCCUUCCACUCCCACCCCCACCAGAGUGCAGGCAUUCUGAACGUCACAUUUCUGGGUACCAGGCACCAGCCGCGACGUCACCCAGUUCCUCACGUGCUGCGCAGGUUCCAGACCACUUGCCUACUCCGUGCCAGGGGCCUAGGAGCUUUUUAGGCUGUAAAUCUCUUAAAGAAACUGAGGCUCAGAAGGGGGAGGCGUUCCAGCAACGUCCUCUUCUGAUUGUCCCGAUGGUCCGGAUGCUACCCGCCUUGGCCCUUGAGGGCCGC
Marmota monax (woodchuck) is the source of this 1472-nucleotide messenger RNA. It is a transcript of the gene Allc, whose product is annotated as allantoicase. Gene Ontology annotation, biological process: allantoin catabolic process. The record is from RefSeq and is a predicted model, not a curated record. NCBI's taxonomy places the organism in Eukaryota, Metazoa, Chordata, Mammalia, Rodentia, Sciuridae. Gene Ontology annotation, molecular function: allantoicase activity.